CAUGUAACUUCUUAGUGAAAUUCACAUCAUAAAAUGAAAGGUUAAGUUGUAGAUAAAACGAAAGCAUAAAAUUCUUUGAAUUCUCUAAACGCAUGUUUUUUAUAAAGAAAAAUAACUGAAAAAAUUUUUGUAAAAACUGACGAAGAAAUAAGCAAGUGAACAUGUUUAAGAACACUUUUCAAAGUGGAUUUUUAUCAAUUUUGUAUAGUAUUGGUAGCAAGCCAUUACAAAUUUGGGACAAAAAAGUAAGAAACGGGCACAUAAAACGAAUUACGGAUAAUGAUAUACAAAGUUUAGUACUGGAAAUAUUGGGUAGUAAUGUCAGUACUACAUAUAUAACAUGUCCAGCAGAUCCUAGAAAAACAUUAGGUAUAAAAUUACCAUUUCUAGUGAUGAUAAUUAAGAAUUUAAAAAAAUAUUUUACAUUUGAAGUUCAGGUAAUUGAUGACAAGAAUGUACGCCGUAGAUUUCGUGCUAGUAAUUAUCAAUCUACAACUAGAGUAAAGCCAUUUAUUUGUACAAUGCCAAUGAGAUUAGAUGAUGGAUGGAAUCAGAUUCAAUUUAAUUUAGCUGAUUUUACUAGACGUGCAUAUGGAACAAAUUAUGUGGAAACAUUAAGGGUUCAAAUCCAUGCAAACUGUAGAAUACGAAGAGUAUACUUUUCUGAUAGACUAUAUUCAGAAGAUGAAUUGCCAGCAGAAUUUAAAUUAUUUUUGCCAAUUCAGAAUAAGGCAAAAUGUUAAUGUUAGUUCUAAUUUUUUAACACUUUACAGAAAAAUGUUUAAGAAAAGACAAGAAUAAACUAUAAAUAUUUAUAAAUUAAUCAAUUUUGUGAUUUUCAUUUACAGUUAAUACUUAUUUAUUAAACAUGUACUUAGUAUAUUAACAAAUUACUAUAUAUAUGUUCUAUAUUAAUAGUUAAUAACAUUGUAAGAAUGAUAUAUAUUUCACUACAUAUAUUUUAUUUUUUACGCAUAUUUCUGUUAGAUAUUAUAAUGCAAAUUAUAUUAAAAAAUAAAGUUUAUUUAAAAAUUGACAUAAUUUAUGCAUAAAAAAUCUAUGUAUAAAAUUUAUAUCUAAUUAAUUACUUUAAUUGUAUUUUUCAUUUAAUAAAAAGUAUAAAUGAAUUGAUUAA
Molecule: messenger RNA, 1135 nt
Organism: Apis cerana (Asiatic honeybee)
Lineage: Eukaryota; Metazoa; Arthropoda; Insecta; Hymenoptera; Apidae
Gene: Bug22
Product: cilia- and flagella-associated protein 20
Source: RefSeq, a predicted model, not a curated record